This is a messenger RNA of Puccinia graminis f. sp. tritici CRL 75-36-700-3, 3314 nucleotides long. Its product is annotated as chitin synthase. The transcript has 32 exons. Gene Ontology annotation, cellular component: cell septum; cell periphery. Gene Ontology annotation, molecular function: chitin synthase activity. The record is from RefSeq and is a predicted model, not a curated record. Bases 174 to 2957 code for a protein of 927 amino acids. Lineage: Eukaryota; Fungi; Basidiomycota; Pucciniomycetes; Pucciniales; Pucciniaceae.
AUCCGCCGUAUCAUCGCUCACUGUUACUUAUCCAAUUCUCAAAUACUACCUUUCAAGACGUACAUCCUGAGGCCCUGAUCGAAGACAUCUGCAUCAUCAAGAACUACGUCCAGUCACAGAACGCGUUGAGAAGUUUCGGGUUAGAACUCGUCAUCUCAUCCUAGGACGCAACCAUGUCUUACGCGGAUCCCUUCAGCGAUCCUCAUUAUCAACAUGACUAUUAUGAUGGCGCUGUGAACCCACGUGAACACGAACCAGUUACGAGCUAUGGAGAGGAGGACUCUGUGGAUGAGGAAUUUCUGGAGAAAGAUUACCACCAAGUGGGAAUCACCGGCCAGGAAUAUCCACCCGAGCCGGUCUCCGCCACAUCUUUCGGCUUUCCGGCCCCGCAGCUACCGGCUGACACCUCAGUCGGAGGCCGAGAAGCGACCGCAAGACUCUACAGAACUCAGACUAGUGCCGAGGCAUGGAGUAAGAGACAAAAGGUCAACCGCACUCGAGCUAAAACGAUCAAAGUUAAAUUGUCAAAGGGGAACUUCGUCCAUGAGUACCCGGUACCUACACCGGUCAAGCAUGCGAACCUGAUGGGCGGUCACAUUGGUAAAGAUAAUGAGUUUACCCACAUGAGAUAUACAGCCGUCACUUGUGAUCCGGACGACUUCACUCGUGAAGCAGGAUGGUCUCUCCGACCUCAAAAGUAUGGACGAGAUAUCGAAUUGCUCGUGGCAAUUACUUACUAUAACGAAGAUAAGGUAUUAGUAGCUCGAACGCUACACGGAGUGAUGUUAAAUCUCAAGGAAAUUUGUAAGGCCCAUUGGAGUGAAUUUAAGAAAAUGGCGGAGAAAGGAGCGCCUGAGACCGGUACCGGAGCCGCUUGGAAGAAGAUUGCUGUUGUCCUAGUGUUUGAUGGGAUCGAGCCGGCUGAUAAAGCAACAUUGGACCUGUUGGCCACCUUAGGCGUCUACCAAGAUGGAGUGAUGAAAAAAGAGGUCGAUGGAAAGGAAACUCAGGCCCAUGUAUUUGAGUAUACCACCAUGUUAUCAGUGACACCCAAAUUGGAACUCAUCAGUCCACAGGAAAAUGACGCCGAUAAUCUGGUUCCAGUUCAGAUGACGUUUGUCUUGAAACAAAAGAAUGCCAAGAAGAUAAAUUCGCAUCGUUGGCUGUUUAAUGCGAUCUGUCCACACCUGGAACCUGAGGUUUGCAUUUUGCUCGACGCUGGAACUAAGCCCGGGCCAAGAUCACUUUACUACUUAUGGGAAGCCUUCUUUCAUAAUCCAAACUUGGGCGGAGCUUGUGGCGAAAUUCAUGCGAUGUUAUCAGGAGGCAAAAAGCUUCUAAACCCUUUGGUGGCAGCGCAAAACUUCGAAUACAAGAUGUCGAAUAUAUUGGAUAAGCCGCUAGAGUCGUCAUUCGGCUAUGUCUCAGUACUUCCCGGUGCAUUCUCGGCCUAUCGGACCAGAGCGAUUCGUGGGAGGCCGCUCCAACAAUACUUUCAUGGUGAUCAUUCCUUGGCUGCAAAACUUGGAGACAAAGGGGUUCAAGGAAUGGGAAUUUUCAAAAAAAACAUGUUUUUAGCCGAAGACCGAAUCUUGUGCUUUGAAUUAGUAGCCAAAGCUAAAGAUAAGUGGGUACUGGGUUAUGUCAAGCCGGCCAAAGGAGAAACGGAUGUGCCAGAGUCUGCCGCAGAGCUUAUUGGCCAACGCAGACGAUGGCUCAAUGGAUCGUUCGCUGCUGGAGUUUAUGCUUUGGCACACUUUCCAAGGAUGUAUAAGACCUGGCACAACCCUAUCCGCUUGCUCUUCCUGCACGUCCAAGCCAUUUACACGACCGUUGGUCUUAUUAUGAGCUGGUUUUCUCUGGCCAAUUGGUAUGUUACCUUCGCAGCCAUUAUAGAUUUGGUUCAUCAGUUCUGGAGAGACCCAUACGCUGCUGGAGGAUUUCAAGACAACCGGAAUACCACCGAUCCUUUCAAAAGUCCUGGUGGCACGUCGGCCGAAAAAAUUGCUUGGGUUACCAUGGAAUGUUGGUCUGGUACGGUGCUUGACAAUACGGCCCAUUUCAAUAACCCGGACUCAGUACCAGAUAAAUACGACUGGCUGGGUCAACUCAAUUACGCACUGAAACUUGUCUAUCUUGCUUUGGUAUCCCUUCAAAUCAUUUUGGCUCUAGGAAAUCGUCCGAAGGGGGAGAAAAAAGCCUAUUUAAUUAGCUUGUGCAUUUUCGCAUCAUUUGCUAUUUACCUGUUAACGAUGACUUUAUUUUUAACUGUCAAAGCAUUUUGCCCGAUUCACGUUCAACUUGACGAGGCAGAAGCUUCAGGGACCAGUCAAGCUUCGGUUUUUAUGAGCACUAGCUAUGGCCCUAUCUUCGCUGGUUUGGCAGGUACUUUUGGGAUUUACAUCUUUUCGUCAAUUUUGUAUAUGGACCCUUGGCAUCUGUUGCAUUCUAUGAUUCCGUACUUGUUUAUUGCGGUUUCUUUCACAAAUAUUCUCAAUGUUUAUGCCUUUUGCAAUUUGCACGACGUUUCAUGGGGUACCAAAGGAUCCGAUAAAGCCGAAUCUCUUCCCUCAGUCUCCAGUACUACCACCGCCAAGGAUGAUGGUGGGCGAGUGGUUGAAGACAUUCGUAGAGAUCAAUCAGAGCUGGACACAGACUUCAAAGAAACGGUGGCGCGAGCCAUGCAACCUUUAACAUCAGUUGAGGCUGUUGAAAAACCCACGGCAGAUGACCUGGACAAAACUUUUAGGACUCGCUUUAUUGCGAUCUGGCUGCUAGGAAAUGCUGGUAUAAUUAUUGGAAUCAUGCAGAGUACCAUCGAUUUUCGGACGAAAUAUUUUCAAGCGUUAUUGUGGAUAACCUUCGGGCUAUCCUUGGUUCGAUUUUUUGGCUUUGCCUGGUAUUUGACCGGCGCAGGUAUAUUCAGAGUAGCCCGUUUGUGUGCUCGCCGUCGCUGAACACUAGAUCAAGUGUAUCGCGCCUUCUUCUCUCUUUGCUACCCAAUUUUUCGUUGCUCUCCGUGAAGAUCGAUCAAAUAAACUUUAGUACCGGAAAAGAUGUAUACUUUUAAAUCGGGAUAUGUCCGAGUAAAAAUGGAUGGGACGGACAAAAUAGUUGACCCAGUCGCAGUAGUCAUUGUAGAAUUUGUUGUGUCGAAGUUGAUUUAUGAUAGCAUGUAGCAUGUAUAGACCUUCAUGUAAAUUAAUUUUUAAUUUCCCCUGUGUUGCCCCCCCUCAGAUUUGCGGCAAGUGGUCAAUCGCAAAUUUGAGGAAUCAUCCGCUGCGCGCGUACACUGAGCCAAGUGUUAACUUCAU